UUUGUUUCAUCAACUUCCUUUACACCUCUUCCUAUUCAGCUCUUUUUCCCCCCUGCUGUCACUUCUGCUGUGUUCUCUGUCCUGAUGAACUGAUUUCCACAGCAACAUGCAAAGGAAGAAGAGCUGGAUAUUCUGGUGGCUGAUGUCUUUUGUGUCUUAUGAAAUGCUUUAUGAGAAUUGGGUGUCAGGACAGGGUUCCUGUGAGACUAUGUGCAAUAUAACAUAUAACAUAGGUCGUAAUCAUACAGAGUGUUGUAUGGAUUAUACAGACAAGGUUUUGAGAACUGGAAACCGCACUGACGCUAUGACAGCCAUUAGGACUCUAGAAAGUGUUCUAGAGAGAACAGAGGUGAAUGUGAGCAUGCAAGUGUGUGUCAAAACUUUUGUGGCGCUUCUGCACAAACCCAAUGAUACCUUUGGAGGCCUUAAAAUUUAUGCUGAUGACACACAGGUAACACCAGAUGUGCCUCUUCUCAACAGUAAAGUCCUUGUCCAGCUGCCAAGAGAACUGGAUGCUGGACCGAAUAACAAGAUUGUGUUCUGCAUGUUUAAAUGGCCUAAAAUGAACGAGAGCAUUUUUGAAAGCCCACAUGAAGUAUAUGAUCAAAGACUGGUUGGUCUGAGUGUGCAGAACAAGGAGAUAUCAGGACUGCAGGAGCGCAUCAACAUCACGAUGGAGUUUACCAAGAAAAUCGACGAAACUCAAAAACCCUCGUGUCAUUUCCUUAAUUAUUCAACAUGCAAUUUUAGUGAGGAUGGCUGCCUCACACACUGGACACGUGGUCAGACUAACAUCACCUGUUCCUGUAACCACCUCACAUACUUUGGCGUCCUCAUAGUAAGAUUGGACUCAUUCAUUAUAUAAAGAGGGAUUCAGUGAACUGCAAAACAAAGUGCUUGUCAAGUGAUGUGGGGCAAAAGACAGCAAGCUUAAAAAAAACCCCAGCAAAAUGUAGUCAUAGUGGUGACUGAAAGACGCACAGCUUCUAAGAAAGAUAAGUGUUUUAGAUUUCUUCUUUAGAUCUUCGGUUUCCUCAGUUUCCUUUAUCAGAAAUGGUGAUGAACUAUUAAUAAACCCAUAAACUUGCACAGCUACACACACAUACAAACACCCACCCACACACACACCCACACACACAACAAUUCAGGAAAUCCGCAUGUGAUAUAAAUUUAUAAAUUAAAGUGACUAAAACAUGGGUAACUGUGCGCUCAUCGUAUUAGUACAACUAAUGAAAGAAAAAGCCAAAAGCAUCUUUUAUAUGUUAGCAAAUCUCUUUAUCCGGUGUGUGAAAGUAAACAAUGUAGUUUGCUCUCUGCAUGCAAAGAAAAGAAACAUUUUGCCAUGUUACUGCACAUGUAUGUAAUAAAUGUGCAGUUUAUAUAACCUACACAUUCAUUGAAUGUAAAAAUUAUGCAUGAAAAUAUAGUAACAAAUAUGAUUUGUUAUAAAUGUAGAUACGUUAGUUGUGCAUCUCCUUCUUUUCUUCUUUUCAGUUUGGUUUCAUUCUUGAUGGUGCCACCAGAUGACACCAAACUGAAAUGAUUUCUUGUACAGAAUGUGUUCUCCCUUCACCUGCUCUGCUCAACUUGUUUUCAAUCAAAUUACUAUCCUGCCCUGGUCAGAGCAUGGCAAUGUUACAUGCAACUGCUAAGGGCACAGUCUGGCUUGCGGCAUAGCCCAUCAUUGCAUCUUUAUUCCUCUGACCGCACUUGAAAACACUGCAGCCAAAACUAUCCACACUCACACAGAGAAAGUGUUUGCACUGUAAUCACACACACAGGAAGUGUGCAGUGCUGUCUGUUAUUGCAUGCCGUUCCUGUAUUGCUGCUAUGUUGUAUUGCUUUUCAUGUUAAUUGUUUGUGUGUGUUGCUCGUGCUUGCUUACCUAUCAUUUGCCUCCUUUUGCCUCUGUUGUUAUGAUUGUAUGUAGCAUAUUUAUUUAAUGCUUUAUUUUAUUUUUCAGAUGUAUUCAGCUGUUCUUUUAACUUUCUUUUUAGCCCUGCCCCCAUUGUCUUCAAGGGACUUGUACCAUUAGGAAUAACAAGCAUACGUAUUAACUUAAUGGGUUAAAGUUAAAGUUACAGUGUAAAAAUAAUAAGUAAGAAAGUAUUUGCUUCUGGAAUGAGACUAAUUGUUAUAAUUAGGGUUGCACCAAUACCCAUACCGGUAUCGGCCUCGAUACCACAUUUUCUAAAGUACUCGUACUCGUUAAAAGUCUCCCGAUAUUGGGGACCUAUACCACGGUCUGAGACCUGUCUAUGUUUGAGCGGCAUGUAAGGGGUUAAUCACAGGCGCCGGGUAAAUACCGAGUAAAUACCUCUCAGCCCCAUGUAGGAGUGUGGAAAGUGAAAGUCUUUGUAGCUCAGUGUCACACAUUAUAGAUGAAAACAGAAACAGUCUGACUGAGAUAAUGCAGAAAAGCUACUUUUCUUAAAAAAAAAACAACUGCCACUCACUUAUUCUCUCCAUUAAGUGAGUUAUCUUAGACAUGAUGUUAAUACCUACCUCAGUUGCACUGACUGCCACAGUUCUAUGUUGGUGGAUGUUGUUAGUUUAUUCAAAUAUUGUGCACUAAAUAGCAAAGAUGUUUAUUAAUGCCCCUUGUG
Messenger RNA from Haplochromis burtoni (Burton's mouthbrooder), 2606 nucleotides. RefSeq lists its product as uncharacterized. Gene Ontology annotation, molecular function: G protein-coupled receptor activity. The coding region runs from base 107 to 865 and encodes 252 amino acids. NCBI's taxonomy places the organism in Eukaryota, Metazoa, Chordata, Actinopteri, Cichliformes, Cichlidae. The transcript is spliced from 9 exons. Gene Ontology annotation, biological process: adenylate cyclase-activating G protein-coupled receptor signaling pathway. The record is from RefSeq and is a predicted model, not a curated record.